This is a messenger RNA of Condylostylus longicornis, 1810 nucleotides long. Its product is annotated as E3 ubiquitin-protein ligase RNF185-like. Bases 237 to 1115 code for a protein of 292 amino acids. Gene Ontology annotation, molecular function: metal ion binding; ubiquitin protein ligase activity; ubiquitin-like protein conjugating enzyme binding. NCBI's taxonomy places the organism in Eukaryota, Metazoa, Arthropoda, Insecta, Diptera, Dolichopodidae. The record is from RefSeq and is a predicted model, not a curated record. Gene Ontology annotation, cellular component: endoplasmic reticulum. The transcript is spliced from 4 exons. Gene Ontology annotation, biological process: ubiquitin-dependent protein catabolic process.
CUGACUCUAUCGUACGUAUUAUUUUUUUUUUUUUGGUUGAAGGAAAAUAAAAAAUUUAUAUUUAUUGUGGAAAAAAUAUUUUAAAAAGUGUUAUUUAAUAAAAAUACAAAAAAAAAAUAGAAAUAAACAAUUUUCAAAUAAAUUAAAAAUUUCAAAUUUUAAAUAUUUUUAAAAAUUUGUGUAAAGAGGAGAAAUAAAGGGGAGAAUAAAUUAUUGAAGAUCAAGCUUUUAAAAAAAUGUCAUCAUUAGAAACAUCAUUUUCUGGAACUGGUAUACCUUUAUCAUCAACAUCAUCUUCUAAUAAUAAUAAUAAUAACGAUAAUAAUACAAUCGAAUUAAAUUCAUCAUUCAAUAAUAGUAAUAAUAACGUUAGCUCAACAGCAACAUUAACACCAACAAUACAAUCAACUGGAACAUCAACAGUAUAUGGUACAUCACCAAAAACACCAAUUUUAAAUAAUAAUAAUAACGGCGAAUCAAUAAAUAUGUCGACUAGUAGUACACCUGGUACAAGUUUUAAUAGUAACACAAAUAAUAAUAAUAAUAAUAAUUACAAUAAUAAUAAUAAUAAUAGUACUGAUCCAUUAAAUGGUGAUAAUAAAAAAGAUGGUGGAGAUGGUGGUGAAAAAAAAGAUGAUUCAAUGUUUGAAUGUAAUAUUUGUUUAGAUACAGCUAAAGAUGCUGUUGUUAGUAUGUGCGGACAUUUAUUUUGUUGGCCUUGUUUACAUCAAUGGUUGGAAACACGACCAUCAAGAAAAUUAUGCCCAGUAUGUAAAGCGGCAAUUAGUAAAGAAAAAGUAAUACCAUUAUAUGGUAGAAAUAGUACGAAACAAGAGGAUCCAAGAAAUAAAGUUCCACCUAGACCAGCUGGUCAAAGAUCAGAACCGGAACCAGCUCCUGGUUUUCAAGGAUUUGGAUUUGGUGAUGGGGGUUUUCACAUGUCUUUUGGUAUUGGAGCAUUUCCAUUUGGUUAUUUUGCAUCUUCUUUCAAUAUUGGUGAUCAAAGACCGACAAGUCAACGUGGUGCUUCAAUGGAAUAUAAUGAUGAGCAGAAUUUAUCAAAAAUUUUCGUGUAUUUAGCUGUUAUCUUAAUUGGUUGGCUUUUAUUCGCAUAGCAUGUUUGUAUAUUAAUCGAAAUUAUAUCGCGAUAAAUUUAAAAACUAUACACAUUAAUAUAAAUAAAAUAUAAAUAACAAAAAAAAAAAUAAAAAAAUAAUAAUGCAGAAAAAUAAAAUCAAGAAAAAAAAAUGUAUAAAUUUUUAUUUUUAAAUAAUUAAUUAUGUUUAAUUUAAGCUCUUGUAUUUUAACUUUUCAAUUUAUCAUAAGGUGAUCCUCGUAUAAUGUAAUAGUUUUAAAUUCUAGAAAAUUUGCUUGCAUUAUGCGAAUUCGCAUUUCAUGAAAUCGUUAAUUUUGUACAAAAUGAAUUUCAAAAUUUUGUUAUAUUUUUAUUUUAUAUUUAUGAAAUGAAAAAAAAAAAUAAAUGUGUUCAUUUGUAAAAAACAAAAUUAUUUCAUUUAAUUAUAUGUAUAUACAAGCAAAAAAAUGAUUGCCAAAUUUUGGAACUAUAUGUAGUUUUAUUCUGAAAUUGAAUUCUAAAACUAUUGUCUUAGACGAGGAGGACUUUUAAAUUGUUUUUCUUUUUAUAUUGUUCGUAUUUAAAAUAAUAUCUUAUAUUAGCAUAAUUUUACUGUACUACGAAUUAGGAAAGAAAAAAAAAAGAUAAUUGAAAUUAAAAUUAAAUGUUUUUUAAUGGGGAAAUAAGUUUCCAACAUAAAUUUUUUAAUGAAGGAUAAUAAAGUUAAGAAAAUUG